AUUGGAGCUCUAACAUUUUGCUAUUUCUAACCCUUUUCAAUUUUAGAAGAGAAAAGCUUUAUUAUACUGUACUUUUGAAAGAAAAAGAAAAAAAAGGAAAGUUUGAACCUUCUCAAACCAUGCUAGUUCGAAUAUCUAAAUUUCGACAUAUUGGCAAGAACGCCUACCUCUUCACUUCAGUGAGAUAUUCUACAGAUGAAGCAAUUUCUACCACCACCAAGAACCCUUUCUUGUCAGACUACCUCAUCAAAUUACUGGGAUUCUCUAGAGAUGAAGCGAAUUCUGCAACUGCCAAGUUAAACAGCAUGAAACCCCCUAAGAGUCCUGAUUUGGUAAUCAAAUUCUUUCAAGAGAUUGGUUUAGAACGGACAGAGAUCAAGAAGUUAGUUUCUAUUACCCCACAGCUGCUUUUUUCUGAUGUAAACAGGACUCUUAAACCCAAAUUUCAGUGUCUACUAGAAUCUGGGUUGUCUGGAUCCGACCUAGUAAAUCUCUUCAGAUCGGACGCACGAGCUCUAUUUCGAGGAGUAGAUUCUCAUUUCAGGCCUAGUUUGGAGUAUCUUAGGAAACUAUUUAGUAGUGAAGAAUGUUUGGUUAAAGCUAUAAAGAAAUCACCUUGGUUACUUGCUCCAAAUGGUCCAAAACAAAUCAAUCCCAAAAUAUUGUUGUUGCAAAGGUUUGGUUUUUCAAAUCCCAAAAUCGAGAAGCUUUUAGUUCAGAAACCACGGGUAGUUUUGCAAAAAACUGGGUGGCUGGAAGAGAAAUUGCACAGAGUUGAAAAGGAUCUACAGAUUUCUCCCAAAUCUGGAAUGUUUUUCUAUGGAGUUAUUGCACUUGUUUCAGUUAGUAACUCAACAGUGAAAAAGAAAAUGGGAAUUUUCCGGAGUUCUGGAUGGUGUGAUCUGGAUAUAAUGACUGUGUUCAGAAAGCAACCUCUCUGUUUGGUUACGUCGGAAGCUAAAAUUCAGCGAGCAUUGGACUUUUUCACGGGGGAACUCGGAUACAAACCGGAACACUUGGUUUGUAAUCCUGCGGUUCUAAUGCUUAGCUUGGACAAGAGAGUGAUUCCUAGAAAUGAUGUACUGAAAGUUUUAGAGGAGAAGAAGCUGAAUCAGAAAGUAUCUUUUUUGAGAGCUUUGCGUCUAUCUGAACGUAUGUUUCGUUCAAUAUUUGUGCUUCCUUACAAGGAGGAGGUACCUAAUCUAUAUGAGUCAUAUAUGACUUCCGUGAGACGUUAGAGACACAACGCUCAAAUGAG
Molecule: messenger RNA, 1258 nt
Organism: Nicotiana attenuata
Lineage: Eukaryota; Viridiplantae; Streptophyta; Magnoliopsida; Solanales; Solanaceae
Exons: 2
Coding region: 120-1238 (372 amino acids)
Biological process (GO): chloroplast organization; regulation of DNA-templated transcription
Cellular component (GO): chloroplast
Molecular function (GO): double-stranded DNA binding
Source: RefSeq, a predicted model, not a curated record